CAGUGCACCAGAGAUACGGGCGUCCUGUGCACUGGCGGGAGGCGGUUCCGCUGUACCGGGUCUCCGUGCACGGGAAUAAGAGUGUCCAGUGCACCGCGGGGAGGCCGUUUCCCCGUACCGGGUUCCCGUGCGCCAGGGACAUGGGCGUCUUGUGCGCUGAGGAGAGGCCGUUUCCUUGUACUGGCUCUCCGUGUACCGGGGACAGGGACGUCCCGUGCAGCGGGAACAGGGGCAGAGGGAAGGAUGGCGCUCCCGUGCUCCGGGGUGCGGGCCGAUGGUGGCAGGCAGCCCCCGGCGGAGCCCGGCCGCACGCCAUGCCCUGGAGCGUCCGCUGGGUCGGCGGCUGCGGCGCCCAGUCCCAGAAGCAGUGCAAGAAAUCCUCCUUCGCCUUCUACCAGGCGGUGAGGGACCUGCUGCCCGUCUGGUUCCUAGAGGACAUGCGGACCAUGGAGGCCUUCCACUGGGAGGAUGGCGGCAAGGUGAGCGUGUACUCGCCCUCGGAGGCGCUGCUGUACGCGCUGGUGCACGACCACCAGCCCUACGCCCGGCACCUGCUCACUAAGUUCCCGCAGAGCGCCCUGGCUGUGCCCAGCCAAAGCUUCAGCUGCUGCCAGUCCGCCCCGCACCUGGCCAUGGCCGUCCGCUACAACCGCGUCCGGGUGCUCUUCCGAAUCCUCAAGGCCAUCCAAGCCUUGCCCCCGGGUGACAGAGCCGCGCACCUGGACCGCCAGGGCUGCAGCCGCGUGGAGGGCGGCAAGACAGCCUUGCACCUGGCCUGCGAACUGGUGCGGCCCGAGUGCCUGCUGCUGCUGCUGGGGCACGGCGCGUCCCCCCGCCUGCAGGACAGUGCUGGCAACACCCCUCUCGACACCCUGCUGCAGCAGAUCUCCCACUUGCCCGCAGCCAACAUGCGUGCCAAGCUCCUCUGCCUCGACUGCCUCUUCUUCUUCGUGCCUCAGGACCUCAAGUUUGCAAUGAAACAGCAACUGUUGAACAACCGGCAGCAGUGGCAGGACCUCCUGGGGGAAAACAGGUUCCAGUGCCUGGUGGGAUCAGUGCCUCCAUCGCUGUUUGUUGGAGCCAUGAGUGUCUUGAUCAGGACCAUUGCACCUGAGCACUUCCCAGAGGCUCUGGAUAAUCUGCCUCUGCCUCAUUUUCUAAAGCCUUUGGACUUGAAACUGGAGAGCUAGAGGGAUGGUAGGAGAGCCUCUCGCUCACCUGACAGAAAUAGACUUGUGCUUAAAAUGUAUCAAUAUACAAAGCUGCUAAUGCAGUGGCCAAGUAUCUGUUUUACUGAGAACAGUAUUUUUUAAAAGAAUUGUAUCCAGCACUUUACAAUAUAUUUUAUUUAAAAAUCCAUGUGGUGAGGUGAGGGUAAUGCUGCAUUUUAUAGAGAUGUUCUAUGGCAUGUAAAAAUGAGGGUAUGGGGAAGAAUAUAUUUGUAAAUACAUCCAAAUAAAACAGUGGCAGAUGUGAUCAAAAUAUAAAUCAAGCAACUGAAAACCCUGGAGUGGCAUGUGCCUUAGAAAAGCUUGUGCAGGGUGGGGGAGUAUCUUUUUGUUAGGAUUUCCCUGUUACAUAAGCCUUGCCAUCCUGGAACAGGAUGACUCCUUUUUUUACAGCUCUCCUAAUACAUCUUGGCAGAGAUGCAGGGUUUUUUUAAAGGCACAAAUGAAAACUUCCUUGUACACAAGACCAAAGAGAAUCCAGAUACUGUUACAACUUCCCUAAACAAGGCUGGCAAGGAUGUGCAUCUGAAGAAGAUGUGUUUUAAAAUAUGCAUAAAUAACAGUUGGAUUCCUUAUAAAGUUGUCUCUGUUCCCCUUGGAGGGUCAAAGUGUUUGUUUUCAGGCAGGGAGAGAUGGAGCACACAUGUUGCUGUGGCCAGACCCUGUAGCCCCUCUGUGUGAUUGCUGCAGGGUGAGGAAGGUAGCACAGAGCAGGAGAGCCAGCCUGAUAUUCCCAGAGGGGAUGUAUGAUAAUGGCUCAGGAUCCUGCAUCAUGGCUUUUCUCAGUGGGUUCUGGCCACUCCCCAUUAGUGUGUGAUGGCUCAGGUUCAGCUGAGAGACCAUGGCAGUCUUGGUGUCUACUCUGGGUGCCACAGGAGUAGCUUAGCUAUCCAACCUUCUCCCAACUAUCCCUCCUGAGAAUACUCCAAGGUACAAACAACAUCCUCACUGCUGCUCCAGAUCAAAAAGUCCUUUCAGGGUUAUGUCCUGCUUACAACAUUUCUGUUUUAACUAAGCAAAGGGUAAAGCUUCAGUUCUUUGCUCUGCAGCCUUUACUCUUCAGCAUUCUGGGCAGUCCCUAUGUGCCCUACAGGG
Ficedula albicollis (Collared flycatcher) is the source of this 2324-nucleotide messenger RNA. RefSeq names its product ankyrin repeat domain 9 (gene ANKRD9). Bases 141 to 1190 code for a protein of 349 amino acids. Gene Ontology annotation, molecular function: protein binding. The record is from RefSeq and is a predicted model, not a curated record. The transcript has 2 exons. Lineage: Eukaryota; Metazoa; Chordata; Aves; Passeriformes; Muscicapidae.